This is a messenger RNA of Aspergillus neoniger CBS 115656, 465 nucleotides long. RefSeq lists its product as uncharacterized. NCBI's taxonomy places the organism in Eukaryota, Fungi, Ascomycota, Eurotiomycetes, Eurotiales, Aspergillaceae. The transcript is spliced from 6 exons. The record is from RefSeq and is a predicted model, not a curated record. Bases 1 to 465 code for a protein of 154 amino acids.
AUGGAUCGUCUACGUGGGAUAGCUGCCCGGUUCGCAGAUCCGAUAAUUGUUCGUGCCUGUAUCAGGGGUAGAAGUGGUCCAGGUCUCCGUAAUCCAUCAAGACAAGAUGGGGCUGAGCCGGCGGACGGGAGGGGACCAUGCUUAUACAGAUUACAGGGACCCCCUCCUCGUAGCCAUUGUGGAAUCCCAGCGGCCAGUGCCCAGCACACAAUCGAAGCAGCUGUGCUGACUGGCGACUGUGUAGAACAAUCCCGAGUCCACCUGACAGCGAGGGCGUCGAAAUUGGAUCUGCACGACGCACAUACGGUAACCAUAGGCCGGCCGACAGCAGAGUGGGUCGGGGUCGAGGAGGGGCAGGUCAUGUUAGAUGCCCGACCCUGGGCCGCUAUUGGAAGCCCAGUACUAACGGAGGAAUGUGACACUGUUCCACUCUCGGUGUUCUCGUCACACAUGCCCCUCUUUUGA